Molecule: messenger RNA, 873 nt
Organism: Ziziphus jujuba (common jujube)
Lineage: Eukaryota; Viridiplantae; Streptophyta; Magnoliopsida; Rosales; Rhamnaceae
Exons: 2
Coding region: 215-778 (187 amino acids)
Molecular function (GO): acyltransferase activity, transferring groups other than amino-acyl groups
Source: RefSeq, a predicted model, not a curated record
UUAUUUAUUGGCUUCCUACUAACUUACGAGCCACAUACAACUAAUUUCGUUUUCUUCAAUUCAUCUUUCUCUCCCAACUCUCUAGGUUUCUCUAUUAGGGUAAUUAAAGGAUUCUUGGGAGGAUAUUAGCUGUACACAGUAGCUUCGGAAGGAUCAUUACAUCCAUUGUAUUGUGUAGUUAUGCCUCCUUGAAGUUCUUCCAACAAGAUCAGAAAUGGAGGGAAACUCUUGCAAAUCAGAUGGAAAAGAAGGUGGUAUUGAAUUCUCCAAGAUCUCCCUCAGGCCGUUUAAUCCCUCUGAUGUUGAUGAUAUUAUGGAAUGGGCCACAGAUGAAAAAUUGGCUCGGUUUAGCUCAUGGGGACAUCAUACUAGCAAAGAAGAGGUGUUGAACUUUAUGAUGAAUGUCAUCAUCCCACAUCCAUGGUUCAAGGCAAUAUGCCUUGAUGACAAGCCAAUCGGUGAAAUUUCGGUGACAGGCAAAUCGGGUAACGACAAGUGCAGAGCUGAAAUUGGGUAUAUUUUGGCCUCCAAGUAUUGGGGGAAAGGAAUUGCAACCUAUGCUGUCAAAUUGGUGGCUAAUGAUAUAUUCUGGGAAUGGCCACAUUUGGAGAGACUUGAAGCUCUUGCUGAUGUAGAAAAUUUAGCAUCCCAGAGGGUGCUAGAGAAGGCUGGAUUUCAGAGGGAAGGUAUUCUAAGGAAGUAUUAUAAAAUGAAAGGAAAAACCAGCGACAUGGUUAUGUUUAGUCUUCUUUUUGAUGAUUUAUCUCAAUCUUCAUGAUAUUAUUAUAUUGCCCCUAGAAAACUAGUUUGAAUCUAGUCUUUUGUGUGAGAGAUAGGGUUUAUAUCAAAUCAUAUUAUUUGUUUCUCUUUCUA